This is a messenger RNA of Enterobius vermicularis (human pinworm), 326 nucleotides long. The record is from the annotation of a GenBank genome assembly. NCBI's taxonomy places the organism in Eukaryota, Metazoa, Nematoda, Chromadorea, Rhabditida, Oxyuridae.
AUGUUGGGUGUAGUGGUGUCCACAACGUUACCGAGGCCAGACACUCCACUUGUGGUAAUUAUUUUCGUUGAUAAAGAUCUUCCGCUGUAUUACACGAAGAAUGUCAACCGUUCCGUGCAAACUAGAAUGUCAAAGGAAGAAAGAAAGCGAAUGGACAAGCUUGUUAAACAGAAGGGCUUGGAGUUCGGCGAUUGGAUUUCCUUCCAAGAAAAAGAUGUUAGGGGAAGGGUUAUCGAUGAGUAUGAAAAAAUUCGACCUGCCAUGGAAUGUCGUAUUAAUGGUGAGCAUAUGCAGGUAAGCCUUUAUAGAGAUACAUCAGUAUAAAC